CGCGCAACAAACAGCAAUUGAGUUUCUCAGCCGCUCACUUUGAUCGGUUCAGACGCCCCGACGGGUUCUAAUUCCGAGUACAGUGGUCUUGUUGAAGAGUCUUUGCGGUACUUCGACACGAGUGGGUUCUCAUUCAAGACUUCUCCGGCGGCGAAGCGUGUGGCAGCAUAUCCGACGGCGCCAUCGAUCGUACGAUCCGGAAGGGGCGUUGAAAACGGACUCUACAUUUCCAAUUUGGUGCUGCGUGUGGGGCAAUGACGAUACCGGUUUUGGCUAGUGUAGAGGUGGUAGCUCGUCACUUCGACGCGCUCGGUGCACUCGAACACGUAGAGCGGAGCAUCAGCGACUUCAGCGACUAUUCCAAAUUCUGGACCAUGACUAGAGCGGCUGCUGUCGGAAAUAUUGUGCUGCUGCGACGUCUGCACGCUGCUGGAGGCAAUACGAAGGACACUUUCUCCACACGUGACGUCGAGCGAGCGAUCGAGCUGGCGGCGACGAGCGGACACCUUGAAGUUGUGCAAUUUCUGCAUUCCAGCUACCCCCAACGCGGCAGGACGUGGUGUCUGGAGCUCGCGGCCUCGAACGGCCAGCUGGACGUGUUGAAAUGGCUUCACGAGCAUGGUGAUGGCAAAGAUUGCCUCACCAUGUCGGCUUUCGACGAUGCUGCGGAGAACGGACACCUCGAGGUGGUCAAGUGGAUGCACGAGAACCGGUCGGAGGGUUGUACGACGCGCGCAAUGGACUGCGCUGCACGCAGUGGGAGAUUCGACAUCCUGAAAUGGCUACACGAGCAUCGACAAGAAGGAUGCACCACACAAGCGAUGGAUUGGGCGGCGCGAGCGGGGCAUCUGGAGGUGGUACAGUGGCUGCACUUGAAUCGACGUGAAGGAUGUUCCACCAUGGCGAUCGACGCCGCAGCUUCCAAUGGCCACCUGGAGCUUGUACAGUGGCUCCACGAACACUGCAGCAUGACCUGCUCCUGUUUCGCUUACACGGUGGCUGCAGAACGAGGCCACCACCACGUGCUGGAAUGGAUCGGACAGACCGAGCACAACAAUGAUAGCUGA
This is a messenger RNA of Phytophthora infestans T30-4, 1067 nucleotides long. RefSeq lists its product as uncharacterized. The record is from RefSeq and is a predicted model, not a curated record. The transcript has a single exon. The coding region runs from base 255 to 1067 and encodes 270 amino acids. NCBI's taxonomy places the organism in Eukaryota, Oomycota, Peronosporomycetes, Peronosporales, Peronosporaceae. Gene Ontology annotation, molecular function: protein binding.